This is a messenger RNA of Colossoma macropomum (tambaqui), 912 nucleotides long. RefSeq names its product cyclin D3 (gene ccnd3). The record is from RefSeq and is a predicted model, not a curated record. The transcript is spliced from 5 exons. Lineage: Eukaryota; Metazoa; Chordata; Actinopteri; Characiformes; Serrasalmidae. Gene Ontology annotation, biological process: mitotic cell cycle phase transition; positive regulation of G1/S transition of mitotic cell cycle; regulation of cyclin-dependent protein serine/threonine kinase activity. Gene Ontology annotation, molecular function: cyclin-dependent protein serine/threonine kinase regulator activity. Gene Ontology annotation, cellular component: cytoplasm; nucleus; cyclin-dependent protein kinase holoenzyme complex. The coding region runs from base 1 to 912 and encodes 303 amino acids.
AUGGAGUUAACUUGUCAUGAAAAUGACGAAUUUCUGUCCACCUCAGAGGCCUCCUCAUACCGCGGGCCUGUCCGGGCCUGCUGCGACCCGGUGCUGACCCGGGACAGCCGGGUGUGGAGGAACCUUCUGAACUUAGAGAAAACUGAUGUGGUUUCAGAGUCUUAUUUCGGCACCAUACAGACUGAUAUACAGCCGUAUAUGCGAAGAAUCUUAGUAGUUUGGAUGCUGCAGGUGUGUGAGGAGCAGCAGUGUGAGGAGGAGGUGUUCCCGUUGGCCGUCCACUACCUGGACAGGUACAUGGCCCGCCACGCCAUCAGCAGAGCCAGUCUGCAGCUUCUCGGGACCGUCUGCAUGUUCCUGGCCUCCAAGCUCAGAGAAACGGUUCCUCUGAGUGCCACCAAACUCUGCGUCUACACAGACAACGCUGUCUCGCUGCCCCAGCUGCUGCAGUGGGAGAUGGUGGUGGUGUCCAGGCUGGACUGGGACUUGGCCUCAGUGCUGCCUUCUGACUUCCUGGAGCCGUUACUGCAGGGGCUACCCAUAAUCCCUCAUAACCUCACAGCCCUGCGAAGACACACUCACUCUUACAUCGCUCUGGCUGCUACAGAGUUUAAGUUUUCAAUGUGUCUGCCCUCCGUUAUCGCCUGUAGCUGCGUGGCUGCAGCUGUUCUCCGUCUGAAGCUGCUGGACGAAGCUCUGUCCUGUGACGCACUCCUGCAGCUCAUGGCCAACGUCCUGGACGUGGAUCUGGUAUCAUUGUGUAACUGUUAUGCUGCGUUGGAGGCCACUCUGGAGCUCAGCCUGCCCUCCGUUCCCGGCACUGAGGCCACCUGCAGGACAGACUCGCCUGGCACUGAGGUCAGCAACACACCUGUUAAUGUCAAGGACGUCAAGCUGUCCCCUCUGUGCUAG